Messenger RNA from Pseudophryne corroboree (corroboree frog), 1508 nucleotides. It is a transcript of the gene DPH5, whose product is annotated as diphthamide biosynthesis 5. NCBI's taxonomy places the organism in Eukaryota, Metazoa, Chordata, Amphibia, Anura, Myobatrachidae. The transcript is spliced from 7 exons. Gene Ontology annotation, molecular function: diphthine synthase activity. Bases 193 to 1065 code for a protein of 290 amino acids. Gene Ontology annotation, biological process: protein histidyl modification to diphthamide. The record is from RefSeq and is a predicted model, not a curated record.
UCACAACACGGAAGUGCAUGUAUUCCGUUUGCUGCAGCCGUAUUCCGUCGUACUCGUAGUCCUAUAGCUGUCAGUGUGCAGACAGAGCAGGGGGGAUCUGCAUCAUCAAAUGGAUACUGACAUUUAGCAUAUCUGUAUAAUACUUACUCCCCUGCUAUAUCAGCAAUUGCUGUGCUCUCCUCAGUAAGGACCAUGUUAUACCUCAUAGGUUUAGGUCUUGGGGAUGCUAAGGAUGUGACUGUGAGGGGCCUGGAGGUGAUCAGGAGCUGUUCCCGGGUCUACCUGGAGGCAUACACGUCUAUACUCACCGUGGGCAAAGAUGCUCUGGAGGAAUUCUAUGGCCGGGAGCUGAUCCUUGCUGAUCGGGAGACUGUAGAGCAAGAAGCGGAUGAAAUCCUGCGAGAUGCUGCUAUUACUGAUGUAGCCUUCUUGGUGGUUGGUGAUCCCUUUGGAGCUACAACACACAGUGACCUGGUACUGCGAGCUGCCAAAUCAGGAAUUCCUCACCGCGUCAUUCACAAUGCCUCUAUUCUGAGUGCUAUUGGCUGCUGCGGCUUGCAGCUGUAUAACUUUGGGGAGACUGUUUCCAUUGUCUUCUGGACGAACUCGUGGAAGCCGGAGAGUUUUUAUGACAAGAUCAGAAGGAACAGACUAAGUGGGAUGCACACUCUUUGCCUAUUAGAUAUAAAGGUGAAGGAGCAGUCCAUAGAGAACCUUAUGAAGGGAAAGAAAGUUUUCGAACCCCCUCGCUAUAUGACUGUGAACCAAGCAGCCGAGCAGCUUUUGCAGAUUGUACAGAACAGGAGGGAGCUGGGAGAGGAGCUGGCUCUCACUGAGAACACCAUCUGCGUGGGACUGGCUCGAGUAGGGGCAUCUGACCAGUAUAUAGCAGCGGGGACUUUGCAGCAACUCAGCUCGGUUGAGUUUGGUGGCCCUCUUCAUUCGUUGGUGAUAAGUGGCUGCAUGCAUCCCCUGGAACUGGAUAUGCUUAGACUGUUUGCUGUGGAGCCCUCUAGUUUUGAUCAGAUAAAUGUAGAGGACAGCUCAACAUAUCUGUCAUCAUAGACAUGGUCUGAGAACAAUCAGAGCAUCACUACUUAAGCAGCAGCAGCUACCCUGUCUGACAGCAAACAGUGCUUUGUAUGUGUUCCAUUGUGCUUCUGUGUCCCUCUCACUUAAUGGUAUAGAUGUAUACUAAUGUAAGAUGGUGGGCCUGAACAUUUAUUCCUUUUGUGGACCAAGCUUUCCAAGCAGCAGACAAGGCACUGUACAUAUUGGUAAGGAUGCUGUCAUUGGUUCUAGUUAACUGCUACGUUUUAAAAGAAUUUGGUGCAUCCAUAAUAUAUGCUCAGGCACUUUAAUAUAGAUCCGUUUCAUCUGGUUCAGACCUCACUCCCCUCUUGAUACAUAUUUAUUGGAAACCACAGGGAUUUUCCAUGAUAGCCUGUUCUUAUUUUGAAGUGAAUGCCUAAAAUAAUGAAUAAAGCAAAUGCAUUUUCAAAUAAAAA